Molecule: messenger RNA, 4432 nt
Organism: Oncorhynchus tshawytscha (Chinook salmon)
Lineage: Eukaryota; Metazoa; Chordata; Actinopteri; Salmoniformes; Salmonidae
Product: nucleolar protein dao-5-like
Cellular component (GO): nucleoplasm; nucleolus
Molecular function (GO): protein binding
Source: RefSeq, a predicted model, not a curated record
CGUUUCAACGCGCAUGCGUCUUCGGCGAUUUUCUUCCACACGAGCCUGGUGAAAAUGGCGGAGCAAAGUUCUGUGCCGAGUGAUCUUUACAAACAUGUCUAUUCAUUUCUACUGGAGAACAAGUUUACCAAGGCUGCCCAGCACUUCAUCAAACAAGCUAAAGUGCCACCCCAGGAUGAAAAAGAGGCCGCUGGUCUUCUUGACAUUUUCAACUUCUGGGUGAAGUCUCCCGAAGCUAAGAAACGCAAGGCGCUGCCCAUCGGUCCUGGAUCCAGUGACAGUCCGUCUGCUAAGAAGGCAAAGACUGCAGAGAGCUCCAGUGAGGAGUCGAGCAGUGAGGAGGAGGAAGCUGCAGCACCUGCCAAGGCCACACCCACAGCAGCCAAGGCUCCUCGCCCUGCUAAAUCAGAUUCCAGCAGCAGUGAUGAUUCCAGUGACGAAGAGGAGGAGGCUGUAGCGAAGAAACCUGUAGCAGCCAAAGCCCCAGUGAAGAGCCCAGUGGCAGUCGGGACAAAGAGCUCCAGCAGUGAGUCAUCUGAAGAUGAGGCCAAAGCUCCUGCAGCUAAACGAAAGGCUGCAGCCGCGACCCCUAAGGCAGGAAAGGCUCCUGCCGCGACCCCUAAGGCAGGAAAGGCUGCAGCCGCGACCCCUAAGGCAGGAAAGGCUGCAGCCGCGACCCCUAAGGCAGGAAAGGCUGCAGCCGCGACCCCUAAGGCAGCAGCUCAGAAGAAGACUGCGAGCAGCAGCAGUAGUGAAGACACCUCCAGUGAAGACGAGGCACCCACUAAGACCCCGGUGAAACCUCCUGGCCCCGUCAAGACCCCUCCAGCUAAAGACAGUAGUUCCUCGGACAGCAGUGAUGACAGCAGCGAUGAGGAGGAGGAGAAGAAGAAGAAAGUGUCAGCUAAAACAGUCAAAACCACCCCAGCCAAGACUGUGACCCCCAAAGCUGCUGCAGCUGCUAAGAAGGCAGAGUCCAGCUCUGAGAGCACAGACUCCAGCUCUGAAGAAGAAGCAGCGAAGGCUACCCCAGUGAAGUACCCCAGUGAAGGCUACCCCAGUGAAGGCUACCCCAGCGAAGGCUACCCCAGCGAAGGCUACCCCAGCAGAACCCCAGCAGAAGACUCUGACUCUAGCUCUGAGGAUGAAGAAAAGGCUAAGAAGCCACAAGUAAUAAGGGUUAAGUCCACAGCUGUCAAAGUAACGGUUACCCCUGCCAAGGAAGACUCUUCCUCAGACUCCAGCUCAGAGGAAGAAGAGGAGGAGAAGGGUUCGAAGACUGUGAAAGUGGCGCCAGCUACAGCAACCGUAACGGUGGCAGAGGUGAAGGAGCGGGGGGCCAAGACUGUGACUGUAGCGGGGGCCAAGGCUACUGUGAAGGUGGUUGAAGACGGCUCCUCUUCCUCGAGUUCAGAGGAUGACGAAGAGGGGACAGUGAAAGCAGCACCAGCUAAGUCGACUCCUACCGUGACCCGAGGCAAGGCUGCUGAAUCCUCCUCGGACUCUGACUCGAGCUCAGAAGAUGAGGAAGAGGCUAAAAAACCAGCAGCCAAGGUGACUCCAGCGAAGACUGCCCCAGCUAAGAAAUCAGGCUCUUCCAGCUCUGACUCUGACAGCAGUUCUGAGGACGAGACACCAGCUAAACCUGCUGCAGCUGCUCCCAAGGCCCCAGCCAAGGCUGCUACAGAAAACAGCUCGGACUCCGACUCUUCUUCUGAAGAUGACGAACCCCCAGCUAAGAAGGCUACCCCAGCCUCUGUUGCUAAAUCAGCUUCCAAACCAGCAACCCCGGUUCCUAAAUCAGCUUCCAAACCAGCAACCCCGGUUACUAAAGCAGCCGAGAGCAGUUCAGACUCAGACUCUAGCUCAGAUGAGGAUGAGGCCAUAGCUAAGAAGGCUACCUCUAAACCAGCCACCCCAGUGGUGACUAAAUCAGCCCCAGCCAAGGCAGCAGCCGAGAGCAGCUCCGAUUCAGACAGCUCGGAUUCGGAGGACCAGGCUGCUGCUACGAAGAAGACCACCCCCAAGACCACCCCCAAACCUGCAGCCAAGAGUCCUGCCGUCAAGACACCGGCUAAAGCUGCAGAGUCGUCAUCGUCCGAGGAGAGUAGCUCUGAGGAAGAGGCCAGUAAAAAGACUGUGAAACCCGCUGCCGUCCCCAAGACCGCCCCCAAGACCGCCCCCAAGACCACCGCAGCAGCCAGACCUAAAGCCAAGGAGGACAGCAGCUCUUCAGAUGACUCAAGUGAUGAAGAGGCCACGCCCAAACCAGCAGCAGCAAAGGCUACAACACCAGCCUCGGCUAAAAAGGCAGCCGAAAGCAGCUCCGACAGUUCCGACUCGGAGGUGGAGACAGAGGCCGCCAAGACGACGCCUGCUAAGCCUGUUCUGACCAAUGGAAAGCCAGCUACACCCAAAGCAACAACCUCUGCAGUCAAGGUAACGAAACAGACCAAGGCUGCCGAGUCUUCCUCUUCCGAGGAGAGUAGCUCUGAGGAAGAGGAGGCCAGUAAAAAGACUGUGAAACCUGCCGCCACCCCCAAGACCACCCCAGCAGCCAGACCUAAAACCAUGGAGGCCAGCAGCUCAUCAGAUGACUCUUCUUCUUCUGAAGAAGAGGAGGCAGCGGAGAAAGCACUGGCAGCAGUCACCACUCCCAUCGCUAACGGCAUUGUAAAUGGUAAGAGAAAAAGGGAUGGAGGAGCCUCAGAGGACGAGGAAGAAUUAACGACACCUAAAAAUAACAAAGCAACAACAACACCACAGACGUUCCCUAAAGUCUCUAAGAAGAUCAAUGUACCUUUCCGUAGAAUAAGAGAGGAGGAAAUUGAUGUGGAUAACCGACUGGCUGACAACUCCUUCGACGCCAAGCGCGGGUCGGAUGGAGACUGGGGCCAGAGGGCCAAUGACGUGCUCCGCUUCACCAAGGGGAAGUCCUUCCGUCACGAGAAGACCAAGAAGAAGAGGGGUAGCUACUGUGGAGGAGCCAUCUCCCAGUCCGUCAACUCCAUCAAGUUCGACAGCGACUGAGAACCUAGUCAUCGUUUGUCACUACCCCUCUUCCUCCCCUCUCGACCCAGGACUAUCUGAGGACCAGGACGGUCUGCCCCCCUCCCCAUCCCGACCUCCCCCUCAGCAGAAACCUGAGCUGAAGAUCGUGAACUGAACUAGAGCUGAGACUCAAGUGGCUGGUGAUUUGUAGUUCGUACGUCUGUGUUAAUUAAACCAGUCCUUUUAAAAUGCACAUUUCUGUAAUGGUGGAAUGACGCUGUAGAAGUGGAGAUUAGCUUUCCUUGAAAUGGCACCCAGUCAAGACACCUCCCCUGUGUCCUAAAUUACACCCUAUUCCCUACGUAGUGCACUACUUUUGACCUGAUCGAAAGUAGUGCACUACGUAGGAAAUGGGGUGCAGUUUAGGACAGAAGAAAAGCUGCAGGCGAGGUGUCUUGACUGUCUCCCCUGUGCCUUCAGGACGGAGCACAAAGGAUUCAUGUACAACAUAUAGCCACCAGGUGGCGGUAGUCAGCCACCAAUUCAGUUAAAUAUCAAUUCAAACUGUUUUCAGAUUUUUCUCUCGGCCACUUAAUAUGUUGCUUGUUGUGAAAUUGUUAGCCUGGAUCUCAUACAUUCUGUCCAGUGAUAUAUAUAUAUUUUAUUUUUUCUUCCCCCCCAGUCGUAAAUUUAAAUUCUGUUUCUUGUUUAUUGCAGUUUGCAUUGCGGGGAAAGGGGUUAUUCGUUAGAUUUUUUUUUGUGUUGUCAGGAAAAUCACUGUUUUUGUAUGGAACAUGCAGACCUGUGGGGUUUGUUUUUGAGGGUUGAAUGAAAUGUUCUUUUAGUUUCUCUCUUGGUAUGAUUUAUUAUGGUGUGGAUAUUUCGUAGUGGGUGCGUUCCAGGCUGACUACAUUUGCAGUGGCCUAACCAGAUCUCACGCCUGGAUAAGGAUUCAACCACUGCAAUGUUAGUCAGCCUGGAACGCACCCGUUUUAGAUCAGUAUUUUUUUUUUUUUUUUUAGCCUGGGAGUAUCAGGGAUCAUCCAACUGUUAUUACAAGCUGCAGUCUAAAAAUAACUUCCUGGGUUGUGUUCAGUAGGAUGCACUGAAACAAAACGUUUUGAAACGGUAAACUCCGUUUCUAAAAAAAAAAAAAAAAAAAAAAGUAAUUCUGUUGUGCCUACUGAACAGGAUCUGGUUGCAUCUGAAAUGGUACCCCGUUCACUAGUGGUCGUAAGUAGUGUACUGUAGGGAAUACGCUGCCAUUUCAGAUGUGAUGUUGAUUCCUGCUGAAGUCAACUGCCAGCCUAUUGGUUCAUUUGGUUCAGCAGCCAACCACACGUUGUUUUAAUUUUGUGAAUUUUCAAUUUCCUGUUUCUAGUCUUAUUUUCUUAUUGAGUAUUGUUAUUACGUGAAUAAAAUACCUAGUUGUUCCAAUCUC